CGGCGGCCCACGAAGCCGGAAGCCGAGUCCGAGUCCGAGUCCGGAGCGCCCCGUCAUGCCGCCGCCGCCGCCGCCGCCCGCCGUCCCGCUGCUGCUCCUCGGCCUGGUGCUCGGCGCCCGCGCCAUCUCCUUCCACCUGCCCUCCAACUCCAGGAAGUGUCUCCGCGAGGAGAUCCACAAGGACGUGCUGGUGACCGGCGAGUACGAGCUGAGCGAGCAGCCGGGCGGCCGCACCGACCUGAAGGUGACGGAUUCCUCUGGACACAUUCUAUACUCCAAGGAGGAGGCGAGCAAGGGCAAGUUUGCCUUCACCACCGACGACUAUGACAUGUUCGAGAUCUGCUUUGAGAGCCGGCUGCCGGCAGGUCACUUCCGGGUACCGGACCAGCUGAUUGUCCUCAACACCAAGCACGGGGUGGAAGCCAAGAACUAUGAAGAUAUUGCAAAGGCAGAGAAGCUGAAACCCCUGGAGGUGGAGCUGCGACGGCUGGAGGACCUGUCAGAGUCGAUCGUCAAUGACUUUGCCUACAUGAAGCAGCGGGAGGAGGAGAUGCGGGACACGAAUGAGUCGACCAGUGCCCGCGUUCUCUACUUCAGCAUCUUUUCUAUGUGUUGUCUGGUUGGACUGGCCACCUGGCAGGUUUUCUACCUUCGUCGUUUCUUCAAAGCCAAGAAACUCAUCGAGUAAAGCCGAUCGGGGAGUUUGUGUGUAUGUGUGUCUGGGUUGGAGGGGGCAAUUUAUCACUGUUUUGUAUUAAAUGGGAUGCUUUAAGUGUUCUGAGCACGUGCUGUGUGUUAAUUUACAACACUGGGGUCGAUAAUUGGCCCUUGGCUGGGGCGGAGGACAUUCUGAAUCUUGUGAACGGACAUUAAACUUCAUCUACCACUUGGACUAGAUCGCUCCCCACGGAAAAGAUGAGCAAAGGACCUCGGGCGAAAUUUUGUAGAAACUUAUUUCCGCAGGCUGAGGGUCUGCCUCAAAAACAGAACGCUGGCAAAGCCAGUGCCCGUAGAGAGGAUCUGUCACCAUCUCUGGUCGACAAAGAAGGGAUUUUAACCAGUAUUUUGUUCUUGACUCAGAUUUCCAGCUGCAGAUUUUCUGGAAUUCCAAGUAGCUUGCAAAAUAAAGGUAUUAUCUUGCAGUGGGCAAGGAUCUGCAGUAGUCUUUUAACAAGAUAAUUACCCCAAAGAGAACUAAGUUAACUUGCUGCCUCACCUGAAUCUAUUAUAGGGGUCACUGCACCUAUCAGCUGUGUAUAAGUCACCUACUUUUCCCUUGGGUCAAACGCUUCUGUUUAAUGGCAACCCUCCCCCCUCCCCCCCCCCGCCCCUGCUUUUAAAACCCUCGUGGGUGAGUUCCUUGGCUCUACACACUCUGGAGCCAGCAUGUUACUGAAGCAGGUUGGCAUUUUGUUUUUUGUUGAGAGAUACAGAGCACCAAGACCGGCCCUGCAGCCCAUCGAGUCGGUGCAAACCAUCGGGCACCCAUUGACACAACCCCAUUCUGUUGAAUGCAGUAAUGCACUGUGAAUUUCAGCGAGGGCCCCACUACCUCUUGUCCAGAGUUACAUAGGUCGAGCAGAUAUCGACAUGAGGCAGUCAACUGCCCUCGUACCCUCAGUGAAAUUGAGCGCCCGAUUGCAUUCAGCAGAAUGAAAUUGUGUAAAUGGGUUUACCUGGACUCGAUGGGCCGAUGGGCUCGUGCUAGAGAUUGAUUUAAAAGAGGGAAUGAAUUUGCAGAGCUUACUCCUUACUAAAGUCUGGCUGCCCCUACAAUCCAGCCUAGGGUAAGAGAUGCCAGGCUCCACCACCGUUGGAGGUGUAGGUUGUGAGGCACUCGAUGGGCGAGAGAAACCCACGCCUGAGGCUUGUUUCGCAUUUUCUCUGCGGUGACGAUAAUGUGGUCAGUCAGUAGGAGGGAGAAGAGUCUGCGGGCGUGCGACGUGCCGGGGGUCGGUCUGUGAUCUUUCACUGUAAAACAUUUCAUUCAUUUGGAAUAGUUUUGUGCAGGAACUGUAAGAAUAAAUUUCUCUUUCAAUUGGA
Messenger RNA from Hypanus sabinus (Atlantic stingray), 2043 nucleotides. RefSeq names its product transmembrane p24 trafficking protein 10 (gene tmed10). The transcript is spliced from 5 exons. NCBI's taxonomy places the organism in Eukaryota, Metazoa, Chordata, Chondrichthyes, Myliobatiformes, Dasyatidae. Gene Ontology annotation, cellular component: endoplasmic reticulum-Golgi intermediate compartment; endoplasmic reticulum; COPII-coated ER to Golgi transport vesicle. Gene Ontology annotation, biological process: intracellular protein transport; endoplasmic reticulum to Golgi vesicle-mediated transport; Golgi organization. The record is from RefSeq and is a predicted model, not a curated record. Bases 56 to 688 code for a protein of 210 amino acids.